CUCCAGCGGGACGCUUUUUCGGGGAGUAUCCGCCUGUGGUAGUAAUCCUCCAGCCUGCCCCGCUGCUCAUAGACCGGCGGGUUUCCGUUGUUCCACCUCUGAACCGAUUAUCCGUGACUCUCGGAGGGAUUAACCGCGGGGACCGAGGAGGGAUGGAGCGAUCCCGGUAAAGUUGAAAGCACAAGAGAGGCUGAGUCCGUCCGUCCGUCUGUCUGUCGGGGGCGGGCAGAGAGGCUCCUCCGGUGCUCCCACCGCGCUGAGCGAGCGGCUGUCCCCGCCUCAGAGGCCAUGGGCUGCGGCUUGAGGAAACUGGAAGACCCGGAGGACAGCAGUCCCGGGAAAAUUUACUCCACCUUGAAGAGACCGCAAGUGGAGACCAAAACGGAGACUGUGUACGAGUACGUGCUGCUCGACUUCAGUUUGGAAGGUAGCCGUCCGACGGUCCAGUAUGUGGCCUCGCUGUCCGAGCUGCCUCAGGCCCUGCAGCCCUACUACACGCAGGGUUACGUCCUGGCCGCCCUGCACCCCAUCAUCCUGUCUGUGGGCCGGACGCGCUCGCUGCCCUUCAGCUUGCUGUACCGCGCUAUCCUAGCCCGGCCCAGACCCAGUAAGCAGAUGGCAUCCAUGUGUCACAGUGUGCCAGUGCUGAGGGUGGAGGAGUGGCCAUUACCUGGAGACUCGCUGACAGGUGACACUGUCCGAGCGCUCAUCGACAGGGUGAACAGCAGCGCCCGAGGGGGCGUUCGGUUCGUCGGCUCCGUCCUCCAGCAGGUGAGCGGGAUCACGAAUGGCAGGGUGCACAGUCCCAAGAGGGGCUGUCGCUCCCCUCCACGCACCCCUCCUCGAACCCCACCUGGAGACAGGGAGGUGGAGGAAAACACCUACAGUCCAGACUUGAGGUUGUUGGUCUUCUUCCACUCCUGGGCUCCAGGCUGUGCGCCUCUGGACUCACUGGCCUGUCAGUACCACCAGGGGGCACUCUCCAUGCGCGUCUCCAGAAAGGGUCAGGUGGUCAGCGCCCUGGAGGCCGACUGGCUGGAGCUGACAGCCGCCUACUACCGCAAAGGCUGGUCGCUGGUGGACUCCUUCGUCUACUGGGACACUCCUAAAGGUGAGCCGGUGCCCAGAUCCCUGGAGGGGUUGUUUGUGUAUGAAGAGAGAAGCACGUCUCCUCCCGCUAACGACACCAUCGUUGUGGAGCAGUGGACGGUGAUCGAGGGCUCCAAUGUGAAAACAGACUACGGGCCCCUCCUUCACACUCUGGCUGAGUUUGGUUGGCUGCUCACAUGUGUGCUGCCCACGCCCAUCAUCCGUCACGACAGCGAUGGGAACCUGGCCACAAAGCAGGUGGUGUUUCUGCAGAGGCCGGUCAGAAGUCAAACAGGGGGACACCUGAGGAACCAGGCUCUGUCUGCGCACAGCGACGUGUCCAGUCGCUCGGUAAGCCGUGCGGUCAGCAGCCCCGUCCCUCCAGACGAGCUCUCUCCCACCGCAGGAGGCAUCGGGGGCUUCCCGGUGUUCGGAGGGGGGUACCCCAGCGCUCUGUCCCACCUGGAGGAAGGUGGCUUUGAGCAGGAAGAAGGGAAGGCUGAGGUCACCUGUAUGUAAGCAGGAAGACGGAAUGAUGCAGGUGUUGAACUGAGGAUUGUGGGAUUAUUAGAGAGAAAACCAGAGGAGAAAGACAUGAACUCUGAAAGUCAGAGUCACAGACUCUUGGUUGGUCAUUGUGUUCAUUUUAACAAAGACUUUAAUGUAGAAGAACUCUGCACUUUUUAAAAUGUUUUUCAUGAAGCCAUAAACAGGUAUUAUUUAGAAGUGGAUCUGUGUCCAAACUUUUUUAGAUUUAAGUCCAUGAAAGAUGAUUCACAUAUUUAAACCCAUUUUUCUGAUCAGUUCAGGUGCUGGUGGGAACAGUUACAGUAUUAAAAAGCACAAACAGAUUUCUGCACAUUAUGGAAACAGCACUGGUGGUGAAAUGAGGGAAAGAGGCUCUGCUUUGUUUUUUUUUCCACCUGAACCACCCUUCUUACUUUUCUAUUGCAUUCCUUCACAGCUUAACACUUUGUUUUUUGACGUCACCUUUGUGUGUGAAGGGGACACAGGUCAGGCCCAGCUCCUCUCUCUGCCUUUACUCUGAGGCACGAUGUGAAUAUUUAUCCGUGAGACUGUCGUAGCUUCCUGUGGACACCGGUACUGACAAUACGCAGACUGACAUCUGAUGGAGUGAGGCCUCAGUGACGGUGCUGGGCGUCGGACAUAGCACAUGUACAAAGAUAACGGUAUUUUUCUGAGGAGUUCAGAGUUGUGGUGAGCCGCGUAGAGGCCGAGGAGAAAGAAUGCGUGGCAUUUCAUAAUCAUUCUGGAAACGGUUUGGAUGUAUUGUUUCAUAUUUGCUCAGCAGUAGUGUUGGUGCACAUGUUAUUUUCCUCUGUUUAACCCACAAACUGCUGCUUAUUGCUGUUCAGUGUAUAAUGGUACUGAGUGGUCCUGUUCAGAAAGUCUCAUGGAAGAGUUCCAGUUAGUGGCUGCACACGGCUCUUUAAAGGACAAGUCUGGUGAUUUUUUUUUCACUGGGUGAUCACACGUCACCGACCUGCCCGACAAAUCCACGCAUUCCACUUUAUUUCCACAUAAUGUCCUGGAACGUUUCCAGAAAAGAACCAUGUAAGUUAGAACUAAUUACAGGUAAAACAGAGUCAGUGUCUAACAAUAAUAAGUAAUAAAUACUUACUGGGGUUUAAAUUCUGUCAGGCUGAUUUUGUUUUCCUGUGAUUAGCACCAAGCAAACGAUGUGGUUCUUUCCAGGAAAAAGUAAAGAAAUCAUUAGGAAAUAAUGGAAUUGUAAAUUAAAUAAAGUCUCUGAAGAGUAAAUGCUAAAUCAGUGGAGUGCUCUCUGAAUGCUGUGAAAGGGAAAUAUUUUUUUUUAAAGAGGACACAGUGUUGUUGUAAAUAUAUUAACUGUUUGCAUUCAUAACUGCAAAUUUGGUUUUCAGCUAAUUGUGAUGCAUGUUGUUUUUUCUUGGGAGGAAAGGGAUCAAAUGUCAGGCUGCAGCUAACAAUUAUUUUCAUUAUUGAUUAAUCUGCACAUUAUUUUUCUGAUUGUCAUAUCAUGUCAUUGGUCCAAAAUCCAAAAGAUGUUCAAUUUACUUUCAUGUGACCAAAAAAAAAAAAAAAAUUCAAUUAUCAGAAUAAUCUCUGAUUAAUUUUCAUUGCAGCUCUAAUCACAUGCACCAUAAGUGUAGUUCAUAUGUUCCAGUGAUGUAUACUCUGCCCAGGUUUGAGUCAGACAUGUGUUAAAUCAUCAGGGUUUAUUAAAUGUCAGUAUUAAUAUUUCAUCUUUUCCUUUUUGGAGAGUUGUACAUUUUGCUUCCUUUAUUGUUUUUUUUUUUUAAUUCUAUUAAACAUUU
Molecule: messenger RNA, 3407 nt
Organism: Toxotes jaculatrix (banded archerfish)
Lineage: Eukaryota; Metazoa; Chordata; Actinopteri; Toxotidae
Gene: rftn2
Product: raftlin family member 2
Exons: 9
Coding region: 289-1608 (439 amino acids)
Source: RefSeq, a predicted model, not a curated record